AAUCCCGAGACUGAUUUCUAGAUUGACAUUCUGCGAGCGCGGGCGGCGGUAUAUACACAGGACACAAUGGCUUCAUAUUUACGGUCGCCCUUUGGGCUGGCUAAGCGUCUAAGGAUUGCGCCUCCGAAACCCAUUCAAGCCCGCACAGUAUACCAGUCUCGCCAACCGUGGCAUGGCAAUCAAUCGGUUGCGCUCGAGCACCAGCGUGAUGAAUCCGUCGACUUUGACGACUUUAUGAGAGAAACUGCACAAGAAGCCCGCGGCGUCACACUCCCAGCACGCGAACCCUUCUUCUCUCCCGAGAUCCAGCGUGAACUCGAAGGUCUCCGCCUCCCUCGCUCCAUCCAUCUCAACUACCUCAAGCCCCUCAAGCGCACACCCGUACACGGUGUUCCCGCUGCCGACCUCCAGCUCCGCUCCUACAGUGUGCGCAACCUCGAAUUCUUCGCAGACUUUGCCCUGCGCGCUGCCUACUACCUCAAUCUCCCUGCAAAGGGUCCCGUACCACUCCCGAAGAUCACCGAGCGCUGGACAGUCCCCAGAUCAAACUUCGUGCACAAGAAGAGUCAGGAGAACUUUGAGCGUAUCACAUUGAGAAGGUUGAUUCAGAUUCAAGAUGGACACCCGGAGGUCGUACAGAUCUGGCUGGGCUUCCUGCAAAAGUACGCUUACUAUGGUGUUGGUAUGAAGGCCAAUGUGUGGGAAUACUCAAGCCUGGACGUCAGCAAGGAAAUGGAUGAGCAGGCCGAAAAGGCAAAGGCGGAGAUUGAUGAUAGGUUGAAGUUGUUUGGAAGAAGGAGCGAUCGGGUUAAUGACGCUGAUGUUGAUGGUAUCAUCCAUGAUGAUAUUUUCAAGGGUGCUUCAGGUUCGUUGGCACCCAUGGGCAAGCUCUAGAUUGAAAGAGUUGCUGCUUUUUUCUUCGCAUCUUCAUGGGCGCUCUUCUCAGGACUUUGUACAGUAUCUCUUUGUAUAAAAUGGUAAAAGGAGGAUUUAUGGUUAUCUGAUGUUCGAUACAAGUACCAGC
Messenger RNA from Aureobasidium pullulans EXF-150, 1024 nucleotides. Its product is annotated as ribosomal protein S10. NCBI's taxonomy places the organism in Eukaryota, Fungi, Ascomycota, Dothideomycetes, Dothideales, Saccotheciaceae. Gene Ontology annotation, cellular component: ribosome; mitochondrion; small ribosomal subunit. Gene Ontology annotation, biological process: translation. The transcript is spliced from 4 exons. The coding region runs from base 67 to 894 and encodes 275 amino acids. The record is from RefSeq and is a predicted model, not a curated record. Gene Ontology annotation, molecular function: structural constituent of ribosome.